This is a messenger RNA of Oncorhynchus gorbuscha (pink salmon), 3144 nucleotides long. RefSeq names its product ankyrin repeat and IBR domain-containing protein 1-like. Bases 217 to 3144 code for a protein of 975 amino acids. Gene Ontology annotation, biological process: protein polyubiquitination; ubiquitin-dependent protein catabolic process; positive regulation of proteasomal ubiquitin-dependent protein catabolic process. The transcript is spliced from 21 exons. NCBI's taxonomy places the organism in Eukaryota, Metazoa, Chordata, Actinopteri, Salmoniformes, Salmonidae. Gene Ontology annotation, cellular component: cytoplasm; ubiquitin ligase complex. The record is from RefSeq and is a predicted model, not a curated record. Gene Ontology annotation, molecular function: ubiquitin conjugating enzyme binding; zinc ion binding; ubiquitin protein ligase activity.
GUGGAAAGGGGACUUGUGUGGAAGCAUCCUCUCCUCCUCCUCCUCCUCCUCAGUUUUGGGCUUUUGUGGUUCGGGCUUGCAGUUACUGAGUUAGGCUACUCUUCUCCCCCUGGUUUCUGUUGGAGCAUCAAUAUGCCGUCCUUCAGCAGUUGGUCAGGUUGAAAUAUCACCAAACGCCUUCAGGUUGAAGCUCCCCCUGGUAGAAUCUGAGGGGCGAUGGGGAACACAGCCACUAAAUUCCGCAAGGCUCUGAUCAACGGUGACGAGGGUCUGGCCUAUCAGCUGUAUGAGGGGAGCCCCCAGUUUAAAGAGAGCCUGGACCCCAACACUUCAUAUGGCGAACCCUACCAGCACAACACUCCUCUGCACUACGCCGCCAGGCACGCCAUGACACGACUCAUCAGGUCCUUUCUCUUCAGUAAGGACGGCAACCCCAACAAGCGUAACGUUCACAAUGAGACGUCCCUCCAUCUCCUCUGUAUGGGCCCCCAGAUCCUAAUGGGGGAGGGGCCUCUGCAGCCGCGUCUGGCCCGGCCCGAGCUGGACGAGAUGAAGAGGUCAGAGUGUCUCCAGAUCAUCCUGAAAUGGACCGGAGCCAAGCUGGACCAGGGAGAGUAUGAGAACGCCAACGUGAACUCCACUGACAACAAGAAGAACACAUCGCUGCACUACGCAGCCGCCUCGGGGUUGAAGAAGUGUGUUGAGAUUCUAGUAAAUAGGGAAGCAGAUCUGUUUGCGGAGAAUGAGGACCGUGAGACGCCGUGUGACUGUGCAGAGAAGCAGCAUCACAAGGAGCUGGCCCUCAGCCUGGAGUCUCGGAUGGUCUUCAGUCUGGCCCCAGAGAGCAUAGAGGCAGAGUACACUGCUCUGGACCACAGAGAGCUAUACGAGGGUCUGAGGCCUCAGGAGCUGCGUCGUCUGAAGGACAUGCUGAUAGUAGAGACGGCAGACAUGCUGCAGACCCCUCUCUUUACUGCUGAGGCUCUGCUUAGAGCACAUGACUGGGACAGAGAGAACCUGCUGGAGGCCUGGAUGUCUAAUGCUGAGGAAUGCUGCCAGCGGUCUGGGGUCCACAUGCCCAGUGCUCCUCCUAGUGGGUACAACGCCUGGGACACCCUGCCGUCCCCUCGUACCCCCAGGACCACCCGCUCCUCCAUCACCUCCCCUGACGAGAUCAGCCUCUCCCCCAGGGACGACGAUAGAACACCGUGUGGUAUCUGUAUGUGCCCCCUCUCUAUCUUCGAGGAACCGGUUGACAUGUCAUGUGGUCACGAGUUCUGCCGAGCCUGCUGGGAAGGGUUUCUGAAUCUGAAGAUUCAGGAAGGGGAGGCUCACAACAUCUUCUGCCCGGCGCACGACUGCUUCCAGCUGGUUCCUGUGGAGGUCAUAGAGAGUGUCGUCUCCAGAGAGAUGGACAAGCGCUACCUGCAGUUCGACAUCAAGGCGUUUGUGGAGAACAACCCAGCCAUCCGCUGGUGUCCCAAGGCGGGCUGUGAGCGGGCGGUGCGUCUCUCAUCCCGGGGUCCAGGUAGCAGCUCCUCGGACCCGUUCAGUCUACCUCUCCUCAGAGCGCCCGCUGUGGACUGUGGCAAGGGACACGUGUUCUGUUGGUCAUGUCUUUGCGAGCCCCAUGAACCAUGCGACUGCCAGACAUGGAAGAUGUGGCUGGCUGAAGUUACUGAGAUGAGACCCCAGGAAUUGGCUGGUGUGAGUGAAGCCUAUGAAGAUGCAGCCAACUGCUUGUGGUUACUGUCAAACGCCAAACCCUGCGCCAACUGCAAGUCUCCUAUUCAGAAGAACGAAGGCUGCAACCACAUGCAGUGUGCUAAGUGUAAGUAUGACUUCUGCUGGAUCUGUCUGGAGGAAUGGAAGAAACACAGCUCCUCUACUGGAGGUUACUACCGCUGUACCCGCUAUGAGGUCAUCAACCAGGUGGAGGAGCAGAACAAAGACAUGACUGUGGAGGCUGAGAAGAAGCACAAGGGAUUCCAGGAACUGGACCGCUUCAUGCACUACUACACACGCUUCCAGAACCAUGAACACAGCUACCAGCUGGAGCAGCGCCUGUUGAAGACAGCCAAAGACAAGAUGGAACAGCUGAGCAGAGCCUUGAGUGGACGAGACGGAGGCCCACCUGACACUACGUUCAUUGAAGAUGCUGUACUGGAGUUGCUGAAGACGCGUCGCAUCCUCAAGUGCUCUUACCCCUACGGCUUCUUCCUGGAGAUCAAAUCCACCAAGAAAGAGAUUUUUGAACUUAUGCAGACUGACUUGGAGAUGGUGACAGAGGACCUAGCUCAGAAAGUCAACCGUCCUUACCUCCGAACUCCCCGUCAUAAGAUCAUCCGAGCGGCCUGUUUGGUGCAGCAGAAGAGACAGGAGUUCCUGGCCUCCGUCGCCCGGGGGGUGGCCCCCAGCGACUCCCCAGAGGCCCCUAGACGCAGUUUUGGAGGUGGAACGUGGGACUGGGAGUAUUUGGGCUUUGCAUCUCCUGAGGAGUAUGCAGAGUUUCAGUACCGGAGGAGACACCGGGAUCGUCAGCAGAGGAGACAGAGAGGGGACAUUCCCCAUCUUGACGAGCAUAGCGACAGCACUUUAGACACACAGGAAAUGGGAGGUGGGCGAAGACCUGGUCCCCCCAUGGGCUCAUUGGACGAGGACGAUCCCAACAUCCUAUUGGCUAUCCAGCUGUCACUCCAAGAGUCUGGGUUGGCGACGGCCGGGGACACUCCAGAGUUGUUGUCCAAUGAGGCGUCCCUGGGGGCCAUCGGCACCUCCCUCCCGUCCAGACUGGACGCGGAGUCCCAGAGGGUGGAGGUGGGGCCCCGGGGAGCCGUCAGCAGCCAGCGGCUCUAUGAAGGGGUUCCAGGGGUCUAUGCGUUACACCACCACCACUCAUCCCAGCAGCACUACAGCUACCACAAUCUCAACCCGUUCAGGGAGCCUUCUUCAGGCCAGGCUCUGUUCUCAUCCUCCAGUGGUACUACGGACUCCACUACCACCGCAUCAACAGGGCUCCAGGACCCCUCACACCCAAACACCAACCUGCUGGGUAACAUCAUGGCCUGGUUCCAUGACAUGAACCUCAGAGCAUCACCCUCAUCCCCUCCACCACCACCACCACCACCUCAGACACAGACCUAG